Messenger RNA from Eurypyga helias (sunbittern), 542 nucleotides. RefSeq names its product thrombopoietin (gene THPO). Gene Ontology annotation, cellular component: extracellular region. Gene Ontology annotation, biological process: positive regulation of hematopoietic stem cell proliferation; positive regulation of ERK1 and ERK2 cascade; cell population proliferation. The transcript is spliced from 4 exons. The record is from RefSeq and is a predicted model, not a curated record. The annotation marks the transcript as partial. Lineage: Eukaryota; Metazoa; Chordata; Aves; Eurypygiformes; Eurypygidae. Gene Ontology annotation, molecular function: hormone activity; cytokine activity.
GACUGCUCCUCCUCACAUCCUUCCUCCUGCACGUGGCGCGGCUGGUCUGCGACAACAGGCUCAUCCAGAAGUACAUCGGGGAGGCCAAGGACAUGGACAAGAGAGCGGGCCAGUGCCAGGCGCUGCCUCUCCUCGGCCGCCCCGCGGCACUGCCCUUGGUGGACUUCAGCCUCCAGCAGUGGAAAUCCAAAUCGAACGAGACCAAGCGGCGGGAGAUCCUCUGCGACCUGGCACUGCUGGUGGGUGCCGUGGUGGGAGCCCAGGGCCAGGUGACCCAGGAGUGUGGGACCAGGCAGCUGAGCCAGCUUCACCGCCACGCCAACUCCUUCCUCCUGCUCCUGCAGACCUUCAGCUGGGAGGCGGGAUCCUGGGAGCCGGGCUGCUCCCCACGCUCCACGGAGGAGACCCACGUCACCAGUAUCUUCCUCACCUACCGCUGGCUGGUGCAGGGCAAGCUGCGAUUCUUCUUCCACGACCUGGCCAAGGACUUGUGCAAGCAAGGCCAGGGGGGUGGCAGAGACCCCUGGCCUGGGGCCCAAUGA